ACAGCCGGCUGUCAUGCUGUCUCCCGCCUCGGGGCUGCACCAAAUGCAGCAGCUGCUGCAGCAGCAGAUCCUCAGCCCGGCACAGCUGCAGUCCUUCAUGACGCAGCACUCCCUCUUCCUGCAACAACAGCAGCAGCCACCUCAACCGCCUGUGCCGCCACCUCCACCGCCACCCCACCAUCACCAGCCGGAAAGUACAGGUGACCAUGCAAGCAGUGAUCGAUUCAACUACCUCACACUGAAGUCUGUGCAACAACAGCAGCUGGCUGAACUUGGAAUGAAGCAAUUACAGCAAGCAAUGCAGCAGUUACAAGAACAGCUGCAACUGAAUGUCAUACAGCAGACACACCUACUGCAGUCAGGGGACAAAAAGAAAGCUUCAGGCCCUUUGCAACAGUUAGCACUGCAACAACAGCAACUCAUGCAGCAGUUACAAAUCACACAACGACAGUAUUUACUGCAGCAGGGUAUUGGCAUUCAACCAAUGGUGCUUGCUCAAGCUCAGGCACAAAGUGCAGCAGUGACAUCAGAUGUACCAAAUCCUUGGAAAGAACCACCUUCUGAAAACCAUGACACGCAUCACAAUGUUUCAGCACAUAAAAAUGUCCCAGGAAUCAAUGGACUUCUGGGAACUAUAGGGUUGGGCCGCAGGGAUAGCAUGAAUGGAGUUGCUGGUGUUGGAGAGGAGAAGCUUCUUGAAAGUUGUGGGGACAAAAUGCAUCCACUUUAUGGUCAUGGGGUCUGCAAGUGGCCUGGCUGUGAAGUUAUAUGUGAUGAUUUCCAGUCCUUUCUCAAGCAUCUAAACACAGAACACACGCUAGAUGACAGAUCUACAGCACAGGCAAGAGUGCAGAUGCAAGUUGUAUCUCAGCUCGAGCUUCAGCUGCAGAAGGAGAGGGACAGGCUGCAAGCCAUGAUGCAUCACCUUCAUAUGACCAAGCAACAAGCAUCUCCCGAACCAUUAAAAACAGAGGCAAGUACGGGGCCAAAUCUAUCAAAACUUAACCUUUCCUCUGUUCUCCUUAACCAACCCCCACACUCAAUGCCAUCUUCAGUCAGUCAGCCUGUUUCUAUGUCAUCUCUGGUGUCUGCAGUCCGAUCUCCAAUUCUCCAGCCUCCUACUCCAAACAUUAGUGGACCAAUCAGAAGGCGAAUAAGUGAUAAAUCUGCUCUGUCACUUGCUGGAGGGCUACCAUAUAUGCUGGAACGUGCAGGACUUGAUGUUCAACAAGAAAUUCAGAGAAACAGAGAAUUUUACAAGAAUGCUGAUGUGCGACCUCCAUUUACAUAUGCAUCGUUAAUACGACAGUCCAUCAUUGAGUCACCAGACAAACAACUUACGUUAAAUGAGAUCUACAAUUGGUUUCAGAAUACUUUCUGCUACUUUCGUCGUAAUGCAGCAACGUGGAAGAAUGCAGUGCGACACAACCUGUCUCUCCACAAAUGUUUCAUGAGGGUGGAGAACGUGAAGGGAGCCGUAUGGACUGUGGAUGAAGUGGAAUUUUACAAACGCCGGUCACAGCGAUGCACUACAGGGGGUGUGCAGUCAAAAAGUCCCACCCUGAUACACAGCCCAACAUUAUAUGGAGAUGCGCUGAAUACGAGUCUUCAAAAUGUCCAAUGCGAGAAUUACUCGGAGGCUGCCCUGGGAGAAAGCAAUAUGGGAUUCGUCAACAACUCGAUGAGUACGUCAACAGCAACUAGUCCAGAAAAGGUCCCAUCACCAGCAACAGAACACAGAUCUUCGGUGGAUGGAUCACUCAUGCAUAUCAAGCAAGAGGCCUUGCAGACACCAUCUAUGAAUCCUGACAAUGAUGGUCUUGUCCAUUUAAUCAAGAGGGAGAUAAUGGAGCAUGGAAUAGAUGCAGAAGAGGUGGAGGAAGUUGGCGAGGAGCGAGAUUUUGUACCUGGAGCUACAGUGGGGAUGCAGCUGGAUCAUGGACAUGAAUCUGAAGAGCCAGACGAGAUGGCUGAAGACUUAUCUAUGGUUCCAGAUGUGUCUGAAGAAAAUCUGGAAGCAUAGUUGAGAAAAUCGCAUCCUGAUUUUAAUCAUAUCCACUUUUUAAUGUGAAUGAUACUGUUAACAAAAAAGUAAAUGUAUCGUGUAUGGCCACAAAUGUGGUGCAAUGAAUUUGAAAGACAGUGCAGGAGUUAAUUCAUAUCUGUGCGGAAAAAACGAUUAUUUCAAAAACACUCGUGUUGUAUAUUAAAACAAAAUGUCCGUAUCAAAAUGAAAAAAAAAAAAAAAACAAACUAUAGAUUAUUUCCU
Schistocerca piceifrons (Central American locust) is the source of this 2269-nucleotide messenger RNA. It is a transcript of the gene FoxP, whose product is annotated as forkhead box protein P1. The record is from RefSeq and is a predicted model, not a curated record. Gene Ontology annotation, biological process: regulation of transcription by RNA polymerase II. NCBI's taxonomy places the organism in Eukaryota, Metazoa, Arthropoda, Insecta, Orthoptera, Acrididae. Gene Ontology annotation, cellular component: nucleus. The coding region runs from base 14 to 2023 and encodes 669 amino acids. Gene Ontology annotation, molecular function: DNA-binding transcription factor activity, RNA polymerase II-specific; RNA polymerase II cis-regulatory region sequence-specific DNA binding. The transcript has 15 exons.